Messenger RNA from Amoebophrya sp. A120, 5186 nucleotides. Lineage: Eukaryota; Dinophyceae; Syndiniales; Amoebophryaceae. The record is from the annotation of a GenBank genome assembly.
AGCAACACGAAAGAUAAAGAACUCCUGGCUUUAUAUAUACCCCGAUGUGAAGAUCAACAGUAUCGGAAUACGCAGCAUUUCGAUCACGAAAAAUACGAUCAAUUCACCUUUCAUCGUGCAGUCGAAUCUUUGACCUUGCCCUUGAUUUUGGUUAAGGAUGUGUUUAUGAUCAUUUCCGUGGCUGCAUGAAUAAUAAUUUCUUGUUACUCGGGGGUUAUAACGUUAACAUCCGGUGGAUGUCACGACCAGAUGUUAAUGUGAAAAUAUACACAGAUAAUUCACCUCGUUUAUGUAGUAAGUUAAUCGUAUUACACACAGGAAAGAAAUGCCGCGGCAGCACCUUCGGAAAAGAGAGGUUUAGCGUUAGGACGAACCACCAUGGGAGGCAAGAAGCAGGAGCCGAAAGGUCAGCCCCAAGGGGCGCCGCAACAGCUUGGAGGAGACAAAGCCAAAAGCGGUAGCAAAAACAAAAAAGCACCAGCGACGGCACCAGAAGCCGCGCAAGGAGCAAAUGCUAAUGCGAAGAACAUCAGCAAGAAUAACAAUAUUAAGGCGUCGAACUUGACUGGAAAUGCGGCCCCGCCUUCCAAAUCGAAAAAACAGUUGGCAGAGGAGCGGCGGCGGGCGGCAGAGGAGCAGAAGGCACAAAGAGACGCUGUCUGGGAUAACAUGCUGAACCCGGCGUGCGAGGACCUGUCCGAAGGAACGUCAGACGAGGACGAAAGUGCCGCCUUACAGCCUGAGCGAAAGGCAGGGAACAGCGACAAAAUUGGAAAGUUUUCACCAGCAAAAAGAGCUACGGAAGAUGACACGAGCGCCGGCGAUGGUGCUCGCAGCUGCAAGAAUUUUUCCAGCUCCGCCAGUGCGGACCGAAAGCUCGUUGAUGUCAUGAUCGCUGCCGAUGCUGGCGCAGCAGAGGACGAAGUGGCUAAAUCCAGCCAGAGACUUCGAAGACAGGGCCUGCAAAAUGAAGAAAUCGAUGUUGCAAAGCAAUACGAGGCAGCGAAGGCAGAGCUCGAGAAACUCCAGAAGAAGGCGGAAACGAACGCGAAAGGCUUGUCGAAUAAAGACAAGCGGUCACUGGAGAAAUUAACUCAAAAGGUCGCGGAACUGGAGGAAGACGCAAGACGAGAUCAGGAAAGUAAAAGCUGUCCGAUAUUAGACGAUAGCGUGCCCGACACUCGGCUGCUUGCAGAAAAAUACUCGGAAAAGCUUCGGCCCUUUCACUUUUCGAUCGCCGACGAAGCCACAGCCGCAUCACAAAGCACCGACCUCAUCAUCGACCGGUUUUCCAUAAGUGUAAAAGGCCAAAAGCUUUUCGACGACGCGCCACUGAAACUUGUACAAGGGCGCAGGUACGGGCUUCUCGGGCCCAACGGGCGCGGAAAAAGCACAUUGCUGCUGCACCUCGCAGCCGGGAAGUUUCCGAUGCCAAGCACAUGGAGCUGCAUCUUAGUGGAGCAAGAGGUAGCCGCGUCCUCCCGGUCGUGCGUGGAAGAAGUGCUCUUUGCCGACCAGGAAUUGCAGAAGUGGCGGCGAGAAGAGGCAGACCUUUUCGCGCAGCUCGCGUAUACUUCUUCUUAUCACCUCACUUCCCGUUGUUCCCUUUCCACACAAAUAUUACUAGCAAAGCCAGCUUCGCCUGCAGGUAGGCAUUAGAAGAAAUGCAAAUGUCAGCUAGCAUCAUCUAGAUAAACAAAUCAAAAAAAAAGAAGCGCCGGCCCCAAAACAAAGCCGCGGCGCGCCCAAUGUGGUCGUCGCGGCUCCGGCUCGCCCAGAUUGGUCGCUCCAUUUCCGGCGCGCCCAGUCUGGUCGUCCCGGCUCCGGCGCGCCCAGUCUGAUCGCCCCGGCUGCGGCGUUCCCGACCUGGUUGCCUCGGCUUCGGCGCGCCCAAUCUGAUCAACCCGGUCCCGAACGGUCGGGACGAUUUUUGGCUGGUCCGACGGCCGUCGGACGACUUUGGGCUGUCCGACGGCCGUCGGAUGACUUUCGGUUGUCCGACCGCCGUCGGACGACUUUUGGGUAUCCGACGGCCGUCGGACGACUUUCGGCUGUGCGACGGCCGUCGAGCAACUUCUGAGCCGUCGGGCGACUUUUGGCCGCCCGACGGCCAUCGGACGACUUUUGGGCCGUGGGAUAGCUUUUGGAUGUCCGAGGGCCGUCGGAGGAAUUUUGGCCGUCCGACGGCCGUCGGACGACUUUUGGUUGUCCGACGGCCGUCGGGCGGCUUUUGUUUGGUUGUCCGACGGCCGUCGCACGACUUUCUGACUGGCCGCCGGACGACUUUCGGCUGUCCGACGGCCGGCGGACAACUUUUGGCCGUCCGACGGCCGUCGGACAACUUCUGGCCGUCGGACGACUUUGGGGCCGUCGGACAAUUUCGGGCCGUCCGACGGCCGUCGGGCGACUUUUGGGCCGCCGGACAACUUUUGGCUGUCCGACGAGCGUCGGACGACUUUUGGCUGUCCGACGGCCGUCGGGCGACUUUUGGGCCGUUGGACAACUUCUGGGUGGCCGUCCGACGGCCGUCGGGCGAUUUUUGGCUGUCCGACGACCAUCGAACGACUUUUGGCCGUUCGACGGGCGUCAGACAACUUUUGGCCGUCCGACGGCCGUCGGCUCGGACGACUUUCGGUUGUCCGACGGCCGUCUUGAAGUCGAAAGCGAAACUCAAACUCCAAGUGGAUUCUGAAACUCGAAGUCGAAACUGAAACUGGAACUCAAACUGAGUGUCGAAAUUCAAACUCAAGCUGAACGCUGAAACUCAAACUCAAACUCAAUGUUGAGACUCAAACUCAAUGUUGAGACUCAAACUCAAACUCAACGCUGAAACUCAAACUCAAACUGACACUUGCACUCUUUUACGCCAAGGUAGUUAGUAUCUAUACCAGGAUAAGAUUUCAUUUUCAGCAUUGUUUAAUAUUGUUGAUUUACAUCAACUACAACUUCAACUCAAGGUUAAGGUGUGACUACUGGAUUUGUGCUCCUCGUGUUCAUCUUCCUGCGCUAACUACUCGAUCGCAAUUGUCUCAAAUAUGUUUAGUUCCAAGCCGUGUGAUAUAGAUGCUGCUCGCUGUAACUGCUGCCGCAGUUUACGUUUUCGAAUUUCAGUACGGAUUUUUGCUUUGCUUGUUGGCUUGCGCGUUGCGACCACGAUUGUAGUACUUGUUCUUCCCUCCACCAUUUCAGGGUCAUCGAGAAUGACGGUGUUGAAGCUGCGGGUCUACUAGGUGACGACCCAGUCGCAGCAGCGAAGGCAUUGGAGGCGCUCGUGGACCGGGCACAAGAAGUGAGUAGCAAUUUGACGGAAAAGGAGUCAGCCGAAUCGGAAGUGCGACGCAUUCUUGCGGGUCUGGGGUUUUCCGAGGAGGGUAUGGAAGCGGCAACAGAGAACUUUAGUGGGGGCUGGCGUAUGCGCAUCGCGCUGGCCAAGGGCUUGUUUCUGAAGCCCAAGCUCCUCCUGUUGGACGAACCAACGAACCACUUGGACCUGGAGGCGGCAUGUUGGUUGGAGGAUUACUAUCCAAGAACAGAAGAGUUUUUGCACUCGACGACCCAGGCCAGAGAAAGUAGAAAGAUCAUUCUUAUGUUUGCUCGCGCUGGCUGCAAUACAGAAAGCAUUGCGAAGACAUGCGAAGACCAAAAGGGAGUUGAUUCUCUAUUAUGCAGAAUGCAGUUACUGCUUGAUGUCCUGCUCCUUCGGGUCUUGAUGUCCUCCUUCGGGUCUGGGACUGUAAAAGCGAUUCGUUAAUAGGUGCUUUCAGACGUGUUAGUUAUGUUGCUAAUUAUUUGAUGCAAAACCAGGACUCCUGCAAUUUUCUCUGACACUAAGGCUGAACAACCGCUGCAGCACAUAUUUCGUUUUUCUCUGGUUGUACAGGUGUCGUCGUGCAUUUCUGUAGAAUAAGUAUUUGGCAAGCUACCCGCACACGCUGCUUACCGUGUCCCACGACGCCGAGUUUCUGGACCAGGUGUGCACGGACAUGGUCGCGCUGGUCCCGGAAACGGGCAAACUUUUGUACGCGCGCGGCAGUUACAAUUCCUACAAACAGAAGAAAGAGCAAGAGCGAGCGGCGGCCCUGAAAGAGUACAAAAAAUCCGGGCAGCGGAAAGAUCUGAAGCCCCGCCCCGACUACGUAGUGAACUUUUCCUUCCCGGAAGUAGACGACGUGGCGCAUCACGGGUCCGCCAGCUCGUGGAUCAGCGCACAAGACGUGUCCUUUGGCUUCAGUGCAGCUUCUCCCGCAGCAGCAGAAGCUUCCGCCCCGGCUGGGAACGAGGGCACAAGAGCAAGCCGCGACAUCAGCACGAGUUCAAAACCUAUGAGCAAGAGGCUGCACACGGGUCCAGGGACCGAUCCGUCAUCUUCGUCUUCGGGUGGCGACGACGCAUUGCUGUUCAAGGAUUUGUCGUUGCGCGUGGACGAAAGCUCCCGAAUAGCGCUCGUUGGUCCCAACGGCUGCGGCAAAAGUACUUUGUUGCGAUUGCUGAUGAAAAUGCAGGUCGAGCCGCAGGAUGGCUUUGUGGAGCACAGCAAGCAAUUGCGUGUGGGGUACUACUCGCAGCACUUCGAGGAACUGCUGCCUUUAAGGAAGAAAGCCGCAGUCGGCUCUUCUACCACUGCAACGAAGGGGGCCAGCGGCGGAAUUUCGGCCUGCGAAUUUUUUGUGCAGCAAUUCCAACUGAGUGAGCAAAAGGCACGGGCCACCCUCGGAUCGUUCGGCCUGCAGUCCGCACAGCAUCUGAUCCCCAUGACGGAGCUCUCGGGCGGGCAGAAGGCUCGUGUUUGCUUCGCCAAGAUCACCUUGCAGAAACCGCGGCUGCUGAUUUUUGACGAGCCGACCAACCACCUCGACUUGGAAUCCGUAGAAGCGCUUAUGGAAGCCCUGGAAACCUACAGCGGUGGGGUAGUGCUUGUCAGUCACGACGCGCGACUAGUGCGGAGCGUCACGAAUGUCGAGCACGCAUCCUGCGCACCCGGCACUGUGUACAAAGUCGAACGGGAAGGGCUCGUUGAGAUCUCUUACUCCAGAUACGUGCGGCAAGUCUUGAACGAGAUCGAGCUCCGAGCACAGGCCAGUCAAGCGAGAGCGCAAAAGAAACAAGCUGAGGCAGAGGAGAAGAGAAAACAAAAGCUGCGCUCAGUGCAAAACAAGUACAAGGCCGGGGGCUCGAAGAAAAUAUGA